AUCUCAAAGCACUAAUGUGCCUUGAAGUAAACAAGGGUUGAGAUAUAAGUUUGAGAGACUCAAAAGCUCAAUCGGUUGUCUGUUCAUCCUUACCGUGUGAACUACUAACUGCAUCAUGAAAUUGUUGUUUGUCCUAGCGGCGUUGGUGGCCGUGGCCUCAGCCAAUUAUAUUACUGUUGGGAACAAGGUGUACCGGGAACGUUCUCUUGUCGUUUCCCCUGUGUCCCAUCAUCGUAUUCCCAAUCGUGUGGACCAAAACUUUGGCAAAAUUGUCGGUGGACAAGAAGCUACUCCUCAUUCCCACCCGUUCAUUGUCAACCUGAUUUUGGACUUGUUUUACUUUUGCGGUGGCAGUUUGAUCGCCCCUAAUGUAGUUCUCACCGCUGCCCAUUGUACUGAUGGUGUCAACUCGGUUAAGGUCACCGCUGGUGCCCAUAAGUUGAGCGCCAAUGAGCCCUCUCAACAAGUUCAGACCAGCACGAACAUUAUCACUAAUGCCGACUUCAGUCUCGAUUUGGUCGACAAUGAUGUGGCCUUAAUCAUUUUGGAUGAGCCUUUCGAGAUCAAUGAGUUCGUCAGUACCAUCGCUUUGAGCGAGGCUGAACCCGCCGUCGGAGAAAUGGUCCAAGCAACCGGAUGGGGUAAGACCCGCGACGGUAUCCUGGCCACAACUUCGGACAUUCUCAUGGACGUGACCAUUCCCGUUGGAGAUGAUGCUGACGCCGAGUCUGUCUAUGGACCCGAUUUGGAUUACACCACUAAGAUCUGCAUUGACACCACGGGAGGUCUUGGAACCUGUCAAGGAGAUAGUGGCGGCCCCUUGUUCGUGAAUGACGGUGCUGAUGCCGCCAUUGUUGGAAUUACCUCAUUUGGAUCAUCCAUUGGCUGCGAAUCCGGACUCCCAUCCUGCUUCACGUCAGUGCCAUCUUACAACGAAUGGAUUCAAGAUAAUAUGCCCUGAGUACGCACGAUGAUUUACUAACAAAAUGAAUAGAGUUCUGUAUUUCUCA
This is a messenger RNA of Tigriopus californicus, 1010 nucleotides long. Its product is annotated as brachyurin-like. Lineage: Eukaryota; Metazoa; Arthropoda; Copepoda; Harpacticoida; Harpacticidae. Gene Ontology annotation, biological process: proteolysis. The record is from RefSeq and is a predicted model, not a curated record. Gene Ontology annotation, molecular function: serine-type endopeptidase activity. Bases 116 to 961 code for a protein of 281 amino acids. The transcript is spliced from 5 exons.